AUGAAAAAUGAAGAAUACAAAAGGCUAAUAUCCCUAUGGGGAAUAGAACAUCAAGAAAUAUUAAUGAAUAGUUCCAUUUUCUUUUUAGGUAGUAACAUAUUGACUUUAGAAAUAUGUAAAGGUUUGAUUUUGAGUGGUGUACGUAAUUUGAUCAUAAUAGACGAUGGAUUAGUAGAUAUAGAGAAUUUAAGAAAUUAUAAAUUAUAUUAUAAUUUAUGUAAUACAAAUGAUUAUAAAUGUAAUGUUAUAAAAGAAUAUUUAAAAAGAAUAAAUAAAAAUAAUGUACAUAUUAAUUGUAUAAUAACAAACCCAAGAAAGUAUUUUUAUAAUCUUUUAAAAGAAAGAAAAGAAAUUGAUAAAUAUAAAUGUAAUGAUAAAAAAACAAAUGUAGAUAUUGUUAUAUGUAAUUUGAAUAUUAAAGAUAAUAUAUAUAUAGAAAAAUUAUGUAGUCAAUAUAAUAUAAAUAUUAUAACUUGUAAUUAUACUAAUAUGAUAGGUUAUUUAAAUGUAUGUAUAAAAGAGCAUAAUCACUUUUACAUUCAUAAUAAUCAUAAUCAUAAUAAUAAUAAUAAUUAUAGUUUUCUUUUUUAUCAUUAUAUAUCCUUAUCAUUAUUAAACAUACCAGAAAUAAAUGAAUAUGUAACAAAGUUAGAUUAUACAUCUUUUAAACAUAAUUCAAUGACUAAUAAAAUUUUUUUUUUAAUUAAAUGUUAUAAGGAUAUAUAUAAUAUACAACAAGAAAAAAAAAUCAUAAUAAAAAAAAAUAAAAUAAAUAAAAUAAAUAAUAAUAAUAAUAAUAACAAAAGUUAUAGUAAUAUUUGUUAUAGUUAUGUAGAUUCUCAUGAAAUAAUAAAUUGUAAUCAUAUAUUAUUAUUUAUUAAAAACAAAUUGCUCCUAACAAAUUUAUCAUUUCCAAAUUUUCAAAAUAUAACACAUGAAUUUUUAGCAUUACACAAUAUAUUAUGUCUAAUAAAAAAAUAUAUAAUUCAAUCUAAUAUCCAUAAUUAUGAGAACAAAUUGUCUAUUUCGAAAAAUCACAUAUCUUUCUUUUUAAUAGUAUAUAAAAGUUUUAUCCAAAAAAAUAAUUACUUACCAUAUCUAUAUGAUGAUAUCAACUUUGAAGACCAAAAUAUUAACACAAUAGUAAUAAGAAAAAAACAACAUGAUGAACAAAAGAUACAACAUAUAAUUAAUAAAAAGAAAAUCAAAUAUUCUUUUUACAAGCCAUUCUCUAUAACAUACUUUCGUUAUUUUUUUUCUCACUUUCAUUUUAUAAAACAUAUAACAAAAGAUGAAAUAAAAAAUAACGACGAAUUAUUGAAUCACUGGCAAAAAUUUGUGUGUCUAUACAAAUAUAACAUGGAAAAAAAAGAAAAGCAAAAAAAAGAAAAUAAGGAUAAUAAUAUAUAUAUAGACCACACACACGAUAAUAUUAAUAAUAAUAAUAUAUAUAUAGACCAUACACACGAUAAUAAUAAUAAUAAUAAUAAUAAUAUAUAUAUAGACCAUACACACGAUAAUAUUAAUAAUAAUAAUAAUAUAUAUAUAGACCAUACACACGAUAAUAUUAAUAAUAAUAAUAAUAAUAUAUAUAUAGACCAUACAUAUGAUAAAAAUUGUAAUCAUUUUCAUAACAAUUUUCAUAAUGAUCAUUAUAAUUUCCCAUGUGCAAACACACAUUAUAACCACACAAUACAAAUAAAAAAAAAAGAAAGAAAAAUAAAAAACAGUACUCCAAUUCUUUUAUGUAAUAACAAAAACAAUGAUAUCCUUUAUUUUUUUAAAAACACAUUAACUCAUCAUAUUAAAGAGACAAUAAAAAAAGGAACAACUAAUGUUUUUAAAAAUGAAAAUAUAAAUACAAUAUAUACAUCUAUAUACCAAGAAAAAGAAAUAUAUUUUGUAAAGAGUCUACUCCUACAUAGUCACAGAAAUACAUCCACUUUAAAGGAAACCAUACAAAAUAUUAAUAACUCUCUAUUGAAAUAUAAUAAGACAAAUAAUUUUCCUUCUAAUAUAUGUCUGGUUUUAUUAAUGUCUGGAUUUAUAACACAAGAAAUUCUAAAGAUUGCCUCACUGUAUUUAAAGCCACACAUAAAUUACUACUUUUUCGAACUAUAA
Plasmodium falciparum 3D7 is the source of this 2121-nucleotide messenger RNA. Its product is annotated as putative ubiquitin-activating enzyme E1. The record is from RefSeq and is a predicted model, not a curated record. Gene Ontology annotation, molecular function: ubiquitin-like modifier activating enzyme activity. NCBI's taxonomy places the organism in Eukaryota, Apicomplexa, Aconoidasida, Haemosporida, Plasmodiidae.